Molecule: messenger RNA, 1136 nt
Organism: Ruditapes philippinarum (Manila clam)
Lineage: Eukaryota; Metazoa; Mollusca; Bivalvia; Venerida; Veneridae
Exons: 3
Coding region: 80-685 (201 amino acids)
Source: RefSeq, a predicted model, not a curated record
AGAAUUCAUUCUGGAGGCAACAUUUAAAAAAUAAACGCUUAAUUUUGAAAACGUUUCAAACACUUCAAUUUCACAAACAAUGUUCAAGCUAACAGUUUUUAUAUUGUGCAUAGUUAGCGUGAAAUGUUCGACAGAAGGAUUUGUUGGGUUUCAGGCGUUCCCUAGUGAAUUAAGGAUGACACAGGGAGAGAUCUAUCCAUCAGAAAUAGAUAUAAACACAUGCUGUCUCGUCUGCGCAAACAACGACACAUGUACAUCUGUUAACUACAAUAAAGGUUCAAAAACGUGUGAAAUAAAUACCCUAAAAAUGAAGUCCAGAGAAUAUCGAAUACAGCCUGACCAAGGAUGGACUCUCUAUGAAAAGCUACCAUGUGGCAUUGGCUAUAUGAGCGGCGCACGAUGUCGUCAUAUUCAGAACUCGUUUCAAUAUGACGAUGUCACUGAUCAUGAAGAGGCCUUAAAUUUCUGUGAGAUACUAGGUGACAAUCUGGCAACGCUUGACAAUGAGCAGGACAAAGUAGAUCUGGAGUCUGACGCAGAUUUAGCUGAUAUGUAUAUCAAUGCUUACAUUUGGUUGGGAACCAGCACCCCAAAUACCUGUACAUGCUUCAGGAGAGAAUUUGCUGAUAUAGAACCUCGAUCUUGUGACAUGAAUGCCGCAAUAGUUUGUGAACGACCUGGAUAAACAUAUCAUCAGGAGACCAGUCAACCCUUACUGCUUUAAUGACAGGAAGCAUUUUAUUUAUUUAUUUGUCAAGAGAUUAUCGAUGUUUCCUGAUUUAAAAUUGAUAGGCAAAAAUAUAAUUUAUUUAACUCUUCGGGCAAUUUAUAGGAAUCGGUUCCUUGAAAUGGAUAUCGAUUCUUUUGUUUUGCAAAUUGCUAUUUCUAGAGUAGGAAUAUAUGGCAACAAAGAGAAAAGUAUACCCUUUAAAGCUUUGCAUUAAAAUGAUCUAAAACGAUUUUACUAAACAAAGAACAAUAGUGUAAAAAGGGAUAAAUAUUGGGUUUAGUUAAGUACUAUCUGAUUUUCAUUUUUCAGCUUCCACGCCUCAUAUGAUGAUAUACAAUUUAUAUAAAAAUAUCACGCAGAAUAUCUCAAUAUGUGUAACUAGCAAUAUAUACACACAGUAAUAAUU